Danaus plexippus (monarch butterfly) is the source of this 3709-nucleotide messenger RNA. Its product is annotated as cell division cycle protein 23 homolog. The coding region runs from base 95 to 1879 and encodes 594 amino acids. Gene Ontology annotation, biological process: cell division. The record is from RefSeq and is a predicted model, not a curated record. The transcript has 7 exons. Lineage: Eukaryota; Metazoa; Arthropoda; Insecta; Lepidoptera; Nymphalidae. Gene Ontology annotation, cellular component: anaphase-promoting complex. Gene Ontology annotation, molecular function: protein binding.
UUGAUAUUUUGAUGUUUAAAACAGUUUGUCAACAUUAAAGGUUGUUAUAAAAUAAAUAGAAGAAAUAAAUAUUUUUUUAUCAUACUUAGUAAUCAUGCAGCCUUUACUUAAUACAAAAGGAGAUAUUCAAAUUGAUCUAAAUCAGGUUAGAAUAGAUAUUUUACAUGGAAUACAAGAAUGUAAUGAUCGUGGAUUAAUGCAAACCGCGAAGUGGCUUUCGGAAUUAAAUUUUGCCCUAAAAGAUCACAAAAUUAGUUCUGAAAUUCCGAAUAAAGCAGAGGACGACAUUGUGACCGAAGAAAAGGAGGCUUACACUCUUGCAAAAAGUUUGUUUGACUGUCAAGAAUUUGAUAGAGCAGCGUAUUUUUUAGAGAACUGCACCAGUCCUAAAUGCGUGUUUUUACUUCGAUAUUCACAAUACAUGUCAAGUGAGAAAAAACGCUUGGAUAAUGCCACUGAUACGGGAAAUGAAAAUUCGGAAUCCACUCAAGUAUUACUAGACUUAUUAUCUUUUUUUAAGGCUAACCGAAAUAGUUUAGAUGGAUAUCUUUUAUAUUUAGAAGGGGUUGUAUUGAAAAAAUUAGAUUUGAGGAGUCAAGCAGUGACAGUGUUGCAAGCCUCAGUGGCGGCAACUCCAACCCUUUGGUCAGCGUGGGUGGAACUGGCUGGGCUAGCUAAUGAGUAUGAAGCUUUGGACUCAUUACAGUUACCGAAACAUUGGAUGAUGUAUUUCUUUGCUGCUCAUGCAUUUGUAGAAUUGAAAUUAUCAGAACAAGCUCUUGAAGCUUACAUGGUGCUUGCUACAGCCGGAUUUGAUAAGAGCACUUACAUAACAGCACAAAUGGCUAUCGCACAUCAUGACAGGAGAGAUGUUGAUUCAUCUUUAGCUCUGUUUAGAGAUUUAUACCAAAGUGAUCCAUUUCGUCUAGACAACUGGGAUGUUUACUCACAUCUUUUAUAUUUAAAGGAGAAACGAAUGGAACUAGCUAACUUAGCGCAGAAAGCUGUGUCGAUAGACAAGUACAGAGUUGAAACAUGCUGCGUUAUAGGUAACUAUUACAGUUUAAGAAGCGAACAUCAAAAGGCGGUGAUAUAUUUUCAAAGAGCGUUGUCGCUGGAUCCACAGUAUCUAUCAGCAUGGAUUCUGAUGGGUCAUGAGUUUAUUGAAUUGCAGAACUCCAAUGCUGCUAUCCAGUGCUACAGACAAGCAAUCGAUGUAAAUAGAAAUGAUUAUAGAGCAUGGAACGGUCUGGGUCAAGCCUAUGAGAUUUUGGGGCUCAAUGGUUACUGUAUAUAUUAUUAUUCGAGAGCUGCACAACUCAAACCUGAUGAUUCAAGGAUGCUAGUCUCACUCGGAGAGGCCUAUGAGAAGAUGGAUAAAAUACCAAAUGCACUAAAAUGUUAUUACAAAGCUCACAGCACUGGCGAUAUCGAAGGGAUGGCUUUAUUCAAAUUGGCUAAGUUAUAUGAGAAAUCGAAUAUGCCGAAUAGUGCAGCCGCUGCGUACACAGCAGCCUGCCAAGAGCCGGCCAACGCCGGCAGCAAGGAGUUGCCGGCAGCACAACGCUAUCUGGCGCAGUACUAUCUACGGUUUUCAUUGCUGGACCACGCUUCACAUUACGCGUACAAGUGUCUAGAACACGAAAGUACCAAAGAAGCUGGUAAGAAUAUACUCAAGACUAUAUCAGAGAAACGUCUCGCAGCGUCAACUUCAGCUCAGCCGCCGUCUUUACCUGAAGACCUACCGGAAGCAAUCAAGAACAUUUCCGCAUCAUUAACCCAAGAUACGCCAAAAACUCCAUUCCCCAGCCCCAACGUCACUCCAGACAAUUUUUCAACGCCGAUGUUCACAAGAAAGAGUAGUAAAUACAAAAUGUGACAAAAUUAAUAUUUAAUGUUGUACAUACUAAUAAAACUUACAGACGCGUCUGUAAAUCAUUAAAAUCAUAUAGAAAUUAAAAUGUUGUUAAACAGUUUAAGUCUAAAACACGUACAUAUUUAGUUAGUGUGAAAUAUAUAUUAUUAAAAAAAAUAUCAUCAAAACUUGUUUCUUGAUCACAGAAAUGAAGUGGAAUUUAUUGAUCUUCAUAGCAAUGCUAUGGGAGUUUGUAAAUAAUUUAGAAUAGCUGUACAGUAACAAAGUGGAUACGAAAUGUCAUGUAGGUUUUGACAGUUAACCUUUUUUUUAUUACAUGGACAAAUGCUCUUCUGUCAAAUGAUAUUAAUUAUUACAGCUUUAGAUAUAUUUUGAUAACAGUCUAAGACCUUGUUCAGUUCACUGUACCUCAAAGUUUCAUAAGUUAAACUAAGUACUCUAAUUACUAAAUCGAAGUGAAAAAUGCGUAACAAGUAACGCCUUUAUAAAUGAUUAGCUUCAAUUUACACAAGCGAAACUAAAAUUCAUCCGAAAUACUAGGGAUCAUAUAUUUCGAAGAAUUGUACUUUAAGUUGUCAACCUCUUAAAAAUACAACCUCAUUAAAUAUAAAACCUCCUUUUUUUUUAGAAACAAAAUAAAUAUUUAUGAGUUAAUCACUAAGACCAACUGAUUUAUCCCUUUAUUUUUUUCGUUUGUUUGGGUUAGGGAUUCAAAGGAAACAUGGAAUAAAAUAAAAAUAUAAUUUUAUUUUUUACACAUUUUAUAGAAAUUAACAGAUCUCAGUGCUCAAAAAUUAAAAAAAUAAUUACAUUAACAUAAAUAAAUAGUCAUGUGCAUUGAUCGAGGUGAAGCAUGUAAAUGAAUUAAAACUACUAGUUAAAUCACAGAUGAAGCGCAAAAUUUAAAGAGCUCAAAACAAAACAUCUAUAUUAUAAUAAAGGCCAAAAUGCAAAAACAAUUUCUAUUCAGAAUUGUAUGUUAGACAUGUAAUGUACAAAUCACUGUAAUAUAAAAUGACCAUAAACAAUUCAACAAAAGUAAAGCAUUAAUAUUUUUAAAGUUAAAAAUAAUACUUAGCCUCUCUUAAUAGUGCUUAGUUGUGCUCUUUUGGACUAAUGUCAUGAUUAGAAAAUAGUUUAUAUCCCUACAUCAAUAUACUUAUCAUAUGUUUGCUUUGUCACACUACUAACAGAGUGUUUCCAGUUUUUCAUUAAUAAAUCCUUCCACAUGAUAGUAUCAACUAUCAACAUAGCUUUAUGAAUUAUGAAUUGGAAUGCACGAAAUGUAGUGUGCCGAUUCAAACUUGCGAUAAGUUACAAUUUUAAAACAUAUCUGACGCAAAACUAUGCGAUGACAUCACCCGGCCAUUGACUCACUCAACGUAAUCCCAGUUACCUUUGUAAGGUGUUAUGUAUUAUGCCAAAUAUAAUGAAAUAAUUACAUAUUGUCAUGCCGAAAAAUUCAAUAGGACUUGGCCGAGGUUACAAUUAAAUACUAUACAAAUUGUUAUUACAAUUAAUAAAGCUAAGACCAGCAUCAUUAACAACAAAUAUUCAUACAUCCACAAUAAUUUCACUAAAUUUACCAUUCAAUUAAAUACUUUCAUUUUACAAUAUUAACAGCGCAUAUAAGAAAAUAGUUUGAGAUUUAUUUUUUUUUAAUUUAAGGCAUAUCGAGGCACUUAAGUUAUCAACCGUUAUGUAAGCACAUAAUAUUAAAAGUAUGGCAUUAUGUAAAUAUCUAUAUAAGAUACUCUGUUAUUUCACUGUAUAAACGAUAUUAAAUUUGUAGCAUUGUUUGUGCUUUAAUUACACUACUAUCUCUUUGUUCCU